Molecule: messenger RNA, 878 nt
Organism: Ectocarpus siliculosus
Lineage: Eukaryota; Phaeophyceae; Ectocarpales; Ectocarpaceae
Source: the annotation of a GenBank genome assembly
AUGGGGCAAGACGGGGGGGAUGCAACUUUCGGCGGCGACGGCGGCGAAGAAGAAGCGUCGCUUUCGGGAUCAUCGAAGGGAGAGGAGGACGACGACGGAAUUACUGCGGUGGAGAUGGAGAUGGAGACGGAGACGGAGACGGAGACGGCGAAGACCGGGGGGCGCUUGGAGAGGAAGGAGGAGGACGAGGGAGAGAUGGAGAGGCAGCGGCAGCUGGAGGCUCGGGCGAAGACGGCGGAGGCGGCGGCGGCGGAGAGAUCACGGGCUGCUGCUGCUGCUGCUGCUGCGGCGGCGGCGGCUACUAAGGGAGAAGGAGACCAAGAACGCGGGUUUGUCGAGAAGCGGGUCGACGAGCUUGAGCAGCAGGAGGCCGCCGCCCUCGCCGCCGCUCUCGCGGCAGCCUCGACCCUCCCCUCCUUCUCGCUACCCCCCCGCCGCUACACCGCCGGGGUCAUCUCCCCGAGGCUGGGCAGCCCGACCUACCUCGCGUCGAAGGGCUUCGGGAGCUUCAGCGGGAUGAGCGCCUCCGAGCGGGACUCGGAGUGGCACACGGCGGGCGCGGCGGCUGGGAAGCUACAGCAGUGUCGGUCGCUGGAAGACGCUUUCCAAGCAGCGGAAGGAGAAAGCGCGAGGGGGGGCGACGCGGAACGGUCCGCGGAACCGCCCGAGGUGGGGCUCGUCAUCCCGGCCUGGGCCCCGCCCAGCCCUGUUUUCGAGAGGGAGGAGGAGGUGGAGGCGGGGGCGACGGCAGCUGCAUCUGCAGCUGCACCACACCCCCUUAGUACCGACGGUGACCUGCCGGACAUCCCCAUCACGGUCGCAGAUACGCCGACGGAGUCGGUUGGAUCGCCGACGGAAUCGGCGGGUUCUCGGGGGUG